Actinia tenebrosa (Australian red waratah sea anemone) is the source of this 1621-nucleotide messenger RNA. RefSeq lists its product as uncharacterized. Gene Ontology annotation, molecular function: hydrolase activity. The record is from RefSeq and is a predicted model, not a curated record. NCBI's taxonomy places the organism in Eukaryota, Metazoa, Cnidaria, Anthozoa, Actiniaria, Actiniidae.
UUGCGGGCUCAUGUUGACAAAGUUCGAAUUUCAACCCAUAAAAAUGCCUUAUUUACUACGUAGUAUAUCCCAUAGAUUGCUUUACUAAAUGAUUUCAAGGACUAACUUCUUCAAGACAGUAGCAUAUCAAAUGUCUCGAGUGUUUGCAAUAUCGGAUCUGCAUGUGGAUAUACCAGAGAACCUGGAAUGGGUCAAAUCAUUAUCGACUACUAACUAUAAACGAGAUGUUCUUAUUGUUGCUGGAGACGUCACUGAUGACAUAAAUUUACUAAAAUACACUUUACAAAAUCUAAAACAUAAAUUUUCCGACGUCUGUUAUGUACCAGGAAAUCAUGAACUGUGGAUACGGCCAAGAAAAAACGAAACUGUAGAAUACCAAGAUUCACUGGAGAAGUUCAAUGCAAUAGUCUUACUAUGUGAACAGAUAGGUGUGCAUACUAAACCCUUCAGAGUUGAUGACGUCAAACACCCUGUAGCCAUAGUACCACUUUUCUCCUGGUACGCCCAACCAGAAGAGGAUCAAACAGAUACUUUAUAUGUACACAGAGAAAUAGAGGACAAAGAGUUGACAAAAAUGGCCUGGAUGGACAAUAGGUUCUGUGUUUGGAAUUCUAUGAAGGAAUUUCCAGCAAAGUAUUUUGCAAGGUUGAAUGAUGAAAGAGUGAGCUUUAGAUACGAGUGUCCUGUGAUCUCUUUUAGCCACUUUGUGCCUCGGUAUGAUCUCAUACCUGCUUCAUUGCAGGAUUUAGAGAGAGUGUGCAAUGAAAGACAAAGAAUGGGUCUACAAGACCUUGAUGAACCGAACACUCAAGGAGCCAAUGUCAAAUUUAAUUUCAGUCGAUAUGCAGGGUGUAAAAAAAUAGAUGAGCAAAUUAGACGUCUUAAAUCAACGAUUCACGUCUUUGGCCAUCAGCAUCGAAAUAGGGACUGUGUUAUUGAUAGUGUAAGGUAUUUAUCAUUCUGUCUUGGCUACCCCAAUGAAAGAGGUAUGGGGCUGAUGUGGGGGAUGAUGGAACAUUCUGGUCCUCGGCAGAUUUGGCCAUCAUCAUCAUAAUAGGGACUGUGUUAUUAGUAGUGUAAGGUAUUUAUCAUUCUGUCUUGGCUACCCCAGGGAAAGAGGUAUGAGGCUGAUGUGGGGGAUGUUGGAGCAUUCUGGUCCUCGGCAGAUUUGACCAUCAUCAUCAUAUAAUAGGGACUGUGUUAUUGAUAGUGUAAGGUAUUUAUCAUUCUGUCUUGGCUACCCCAAUGAAAGAGGUAUGGGGCUGAUGUGGGGGAUGUUAGAGCAUUCUGGUCCUUGGCAGAUUUGGCCUUUAUCAUCAUAAUAGGGACUGUGUUAUUGAUAGGGUAGUUCAUAUUAUUUUGCAGGCUCAGGGAGUGGGGUUUAUUGCUAAUAGGGGGAUAUUUUUCUGCCAAUUUUCCAAACAAAAGAAUUUUUUAUUCUUAUAAAAGUCAUUAUAUAUUGUGGUCUAGGUGGGGUACAAACAACACCAAUGAGGCAUGAUGAACAAAAUAUAUUUGUACCCAAGCUAGACCACAAUGCACCAUGUUUGCUAUUCCAGAAAAUGUCUAAGAUUGUGUUUUCUAACAUGUUUUUAAAAAUCUCAUACUUUUUUUGUGGAAU